Molecule: messenger RNA, 1921 nt
Organism: Annulohypoxylon truncatum
Lineage: Eukaryota; Fungi; Ascomycota; Sordariomycetes; Xylariales; Hypoxylaceae
Product: caspase domain-containing protein
Exons: 1
Coding region: 1-1872 (623 amino acids)
Biological process (GO): proteolysis
Molecular function (GO): cysteine-type endopeptidase activity
Source: RefSeq, a predicted model, not a curated record
AUGAAAACCCAACCCGAACAGAAAAGAUUUGCCCUCCUCGUCGGGGUGGAUCUGUAUCUUGACGGGUCCAGAAAGGUCAAUAUACCUAGCUUGCGUGGAUGCGUCAACGAUACUCAGAUAAUCAAGAAAUUACUUGGAAAUGAGUUUUCAGAGGGCGUAAUACGAAUCCUUACUUCUUCUCUGUCUCCGGAUUCCGCGGCCUCACGUGAACCACCACAGUCCUUGCCCACAUACGAAAAUAUCAAGAGGGAAUUCGAUGGAAUAACCAAAGAAGCCAAGGCUGGUGACCUCUUCUUUUUCCAUUUCUCUGGCCAUGGUGCACGACUAGAAACGGUACUUCCGGGGCGCGACCGUCGUGCGGACGACCCGUCUCUGCUGACAAUGGACUUCGGCUGCGGUAAACCAGCAAUACGUGGGUGGCAACUGAACAAUUGGCUCAAGAUACUGAACGAAAAGGGAGUUCAGAUUGUUGUUAGUUUGGACAGCUGCUAUUCGGCCGACAAUUGGCGAAAUGAAGGUUCUCUUCGAAGCCCGAAACAAUGGAAACGUCCACCUAACCUCCCUGUCGACGAGGAAGGAGUCGAAGCGACGUCUAUUGAGCCGAAUGACCGUCACGGUGAGCUCAGUGUACUCUGGGACAUCAAUCCAGAGGGCUUCGUGCUGAUGGCAGCAUGCGAAGGCCAAAGUGUAGCGAUGGAGAAGAUGUUUGGGAAUAGCGUAUAUGGCACUUUUACCUACGAGUUGUGCGCAUACGUCAGGGAAGCACCAAAGGCGGCAUAUCGCACUAUCCGCGACUACAUAGCAGCGAGAAUUCAGCCACAAGUUCCAUGCUUUUAUGGCCAAGACAGGUUCGCGUUCCUUGAGAAUGAAGAACUGUUUUCGGCCACACAUGUUUGGGCCAGGGUUAGUAAAGGCGUCGUUUCUCUUCCAAUCGGAAAGUUUCAUGGUGUUGAGAUAGGAGCAGAAUUUGUGACUCUCCCACCUACACCUCCGGUCACCCUCUCAAUAAAAAAGGUCCAAGACUCCGAAAGUGAAGCGACGGUACCAUCAGGAUUCUUGCCCGAAGCUAUUGAGCUCGUUCCUUGCCGAUGGAGUUUGAGGAAGGCCCCGAAAAUCUCUGUCAAGGAGAUUACAUGCGAAUUCCGGAAGGCACUGCAUGACGGCUUGAAGAAAAGGAUUGUAAAUGAAGUCGAAUUCAGUCAAACCCAAAACCUUGAAUCAGUCAGUCUUAGGUUGACCAAAGCAGCGAAUGGUAAAAUCGGCAUCUCUGGACCCCAAUCACUGAUAGGGUAUGAAGGACAUGUCCGUGGCUUGGAGACCAAAGGCGAAAACGACAAAGAACAAGCGACAGAACUAGCAGUUGCACUAUCACAUCUCAUGCGUUUUGAACAGAUUCUUGAACUUCGGAAUGAUGCAACACGGGAUGACAACCCGCCUUUUAAAGCCACCUUGAAUGAUCUUGAGCAGGUUGAUGGCGCGCCGAGAUUUGAAUACAGAUUUCAGAACUGUGACGAAGUGCCGCUUCACUUCACGGUUAUGGUCUUGGGUCCCGGAUUUCACAUCAAGCAGCUUUACCCUGAAAAUGACGGCUCAUACACUGUAGCUCAAGACAGAACUUCGAGUUUCACAUUUAAGCUUGUUCUGCCGACCGAGCUUAAGCAGGUUGGGAAGAGCCACCGCGACAUUUUCCGCACGAUUGUCACUAGGAAGAAAAAGCUUUCGUUUAAAAGCUGGGAGCUACCUGACAUUUGGAACGCCAACCAGACGCUUUACAAGCGACGUGAAGAUUUAGCAAGGGACGCAGAGCUGAUAACUGACGAUGGCAAUGGCUUGUGGAUGCAGGAUAUCACAAAGUCGUCAACUCUGAACUAAGCAUAGAGUAUCCUGAGACUUUACGGGAAUGGGACAGCACGAGAACAUA